Molecule: messenger RNA, 871 nt
Organism: Coffea arabica (coffee)
Lineage: Eukaryota; Viridiplantae; Streptophyta; Magnoliopsida; Gentianales; Rubiaceae
Biological process (GO): mRNA splicing, via spliceosome
Cellular component (GO): spliceosomal complex
Molecular function (GO): RNA binding
Source: RefSeq, a predicted model, not a curated record
AAACAACAACGGCUUACAGAAAAAGUUUGAAAGAGGCCCAGGAGCCCAAUAGAGUAAGUGUACAAAACACAGCCCAAACCUGAGUCUAUUGAUCGGCAUCUUUAGGAAGUGAAGAAAGCGGGGGAGCCGUCUGUGGUUAGGGUUUUCGGGGCGCAGAGGGCAAAAGCUGGUUGGUUGAAAGGCGACUGAGCGGGAAGAAGCAGCAGCAGCAGCCAUGGCUAGCACCAAAGUUCAGAGGAUUAUGACCCAACCUAUCAACCUGAUAUUCAGGUUUCUUCAAAGCAAAGCUCGAAUUCAGAUUUGGCUCUUUGAGCAGAAGGAUUUGAGGAUUGAAGGCCGCAUCAUUGGUUUUGAUGAGUACAUGAAUUUGGUCCUGGAAGAUGCUGAGGAAGUCAACAUAAAGAAGAAGACCACGAAGCAAUUGGGGAGGAUACUUCUGAAGGGGGACAAUAUCACAUUGAUGAUGAACUCGUAUGGCUAAGCUCUCUCUCUCUCUCUCUCGUGAAGCCCAUGGGUAAAUGAUGUUCCUGGCUUUGAUGCCUAGAUGUUCGUGAAUGUUUCAGUUACUACCAGCGCACUUGGAUGGUUUAUUUUCAGUGAUGAUGUAUUCUAGAUACUCAAUAGCUUUUCUCUUAUUCAUAGCUUUAUGUCUCAGCUAUUAACUUUUAGUAUGAGCUGGUAAGCCAAAUUGUAUCUUCCAGAAUUGUUGUAUGAAUUGGGCAAUGGCUUCAAAUUCAAUUGCCUAUUAUGUUUUCUCCUUCGUCAUUAGCCAAUUAGGGAUAAUCUUUAGGCUCAUUAUUAUUUUCGUUUAAGUGUUGUAUUUCCUCUUUUGGGAUGCUGGGACUACUUGCUCUUAUAAAAAAUUUUAACA